Messenger RNA from Trichoderma citrinoviride, 1893 nucleotides. RefSeq lists its product as hypothetical. The transcript is spliced from 3 exons. The coding region runs from base 1 to 1893 and encodes 630 amino acids. NCBI's taxonomy places the organism in Eukaryota, Fungi, Ascomycota, Sordariomycetes, Hypocreales, Hypocreaceae. The record is from RefSeq and is a predicted model, not a curated record.
AUGAACUCGCUCAAGGUCCCGGAAGGCGGCCUGCGGUUGACGGAUCCCGGCUCCGAGUCGAAUCUGCCGCCUCAGGCUUUCCACGUGCAGCUCGACAAGUCGACGAUUGAGUCCAUCAUCCAGGCGUCACGUAGCGGCGAGGAUCUUCGCCUUUCGCUGGGUUCAACUCCCUCUAUUCAAUACGGCUCCAAGUCGCACCGCAUCGCUCCCCCCAACGAUUCUGCCGAUUACGACCUAUACCUUACUCGGCCCUUCGAGUCCACCCGCCACGCGGAGCGAAUCCCAUACACAAGCAAUGUCUUUGCGAAGCCUGGUAGGCCCUCCCGCAAGGCGUCUACUCCGGGGCUGGAUUCUGACAUUGAGGCUUUGCAAAACGGUUUAGCCGCACAUGAGGCAGCGCGAGAGAGAGCUCGCAUCGCAAAAGUGCCCGAGGCCAAGGCGUUGGCCAAGUCGAGGGCCAAGCCCAUUUCCGACUAUGGCUCCAAGACGGCCUCUCUGCCCACCUCGCCCAGCAUCCAUGACAUCACCUCGCCCUCGCUGAACCCGACACUCACUGCCUCCCAGCAGGCUAUGGAACGUGCCAAGGAGCAGAGAGUGGUUCUCGUUCACGAGUUGGCCGCCAAAGACCGGUCGACCGAAUACCUCAAGAAGAAGUGGGACGGCAACGAGCACGACUUCCAGCCGACGCUCGAAAAGGUGGCCGAGCACAACGCCGCCACAGAUACGUGGACCAUGCGCAAGACGUACUGGAAGGAGCUCGACGUUUGGAGCUACAACUACCCCUCCCAAGAGGAGCGACAGACUGCCAUCGACAACGCGAUCCGCCAAUACGACAAGCAGAGGAUCUCUUCCUCGGAGGCUGUGUGGCAGAAGCUGCUCCCCAAGGAGGAGCGCGGCAAGGGAAAGUGCUUGAGCCGGCUGCAGGCCUCCAUCGCCAUGGGCGCGCCCAAGAUCAAGGUGCAAAAGGCAGACGACGGAUUCACGUCCGACGAUGGCAUGGGCGGCGACAAGGCCAAGGCUGGAGGGGAGAAGAUGUCACGAUCAGCCUCCAAUCCCCUCCCGGCCAAGGCGAAGAAACCGACCAGUCAGGAGGCACAGGUCAAACGGUUACUCGGUCCCUCCAAGGCUGGUGUCUCCAAGGCCAAGGCGAAACCCGCUCCUGCGAAGACUUCUCCCACCAAGGCCAAGGCUGGUGCCUCCAAGGGCAACGACAAACGCAUACUGUCCCAGGAAAUCAUUGUCAACUCGGAUGACUCGGGCGAUGAGGCUCCGGCUGCGCCUCCCGUUGCCAAGCCGAAGCCGAAGCCUGUGGCUUCCAAGGUCAAGGACACCGUCAUCGUCGCCGGCCGGCCGCCCGCCAAGGCCCCGACUCGGCCAUCAGCGCCCGCCAAGAGGCCUCGGGAAGAGGAGGACUCCAGCUCCAGCUCCGGAACGCCGCUGUCGAAGCGCAUCAAGCCGAGACAGCAGGCAUUGCCCGCGCUCAAGCACCGCCCGUCCGACGCCAGCGUCAACUCCCGUGGCACGGCUGUGUCGUCAUCCUUCAAGAGCAAGAACACGUCGCCGACCAAGUCAUCCCCUCUGGCUUCCUCGCCGCCAACGAAUGCGUCCGACCUCGACAACGACGCACCACCACCUGCCCCGAAGAUGAAGCGAAAGGAGGAUACGGCGUCCAAGAAUUCGGCGGCGAAGCGGCGCGCGGCCGAGAACGUCUCGUUGGAUAUCCUACGUAAGGCUAAUAAGUUUAAGGCUUACUACCAGCAAUAUGAAGCAUUGCACCACGAGAUCUCGGCAUUGGAUAACCCGCCCCACGAAAAGCUGGCCGACCUGCUGGAUAUGAGGGGCCGACUUGAGAACCUGAAGAAGGAGAUUUACCGGGAGUGCUCGCCCGUGUGA